Pyrgilauda ruficollis (rufous-necked snowfinch) is the source of this 6434-nucleotide messenger RNA. It is a transcript of the gene BAZ1B, whose product is annotated as bromodomain adjacent to zinc finger domain 1B. NCBI's taxonomy places the organism in Eukaryota, Metazoa, Chordata, Aves, Passeriformes, Passeridae. The record is from RefSeq and is a predicted model, not a curated record. Gene Ontology annotation, molecular function: protein binding; histone H2AXY142 kinase activity. The coding region runs from base 157 to 4701 and encodes 1514 amino acids. The transcript is spliced from 19 exons. Gene Ontology annotation, biological process: chromatin remodeling. Gene Ontology annotation, cellular component: WICH complex.
UAGACUGUCGGCACCGCGGCGCGGGGGUGGGUGCUGCGGGGCGGGGCGGCAGGGUCGGGGUGCGCGCGCGGGGCCGGUCCCACCGCCCGCCGUGAGGGGGAGCGGAAUCUCCCGCCAUUUUUCAACCGUCCCGCUCGGGCCCCGCCGGGUCCCAUCAUGGCGCCGCUACUCGGCCGCAAGCCGUUCCCGCUGGCUAAGCCAUUGCCGCCGGGGGAGCCGGGCGAGCUGUUCGUCAUCCCCCACACGCAGGAGGCCUUCCGCACCCGCGAAGAGUACGAAGCACGUUUAGAGCGAUACAGCGAACGGAUCUGGACAUGCAAGAGCACAGGAAGCAGCCAGCUGACACACAAAGAGGCUUGGGAGGAGGAGCAGGAGGUUGCUGAGCUCUUAAAGGAGGAGUUUCCUAUCUGGUAUGAGAAACUGGUCCUGGAAAUAGUCCACCACAACACUGUGUCAUUGGAAAAGUUGGUGGAUGCUGCUUGGUUGGAGAUCAUGACCAAAUUCGCAGUGGGUGAAGAGUGUGACUUUGAGGUUGGUAAGGAGAAAAUGUUGCCUGUAAAAGUUGUGAAAAUGCAUCCCCUGGAGAAAGUUGACGAAGAAGCCUCCGAAAAAAAAUCUGACGGAGCUUGUGAUUCUCCAUCCAGUGACAAGGAGAACUCCAGCCAGGCAGCCCAGGACAACCAGAAGGAAGCGAUGCUGAAGGAAGAUGACAGCAGGAGGGAUAGUAUGAAUGAUCGAGCACGUAGGUCUCCUCGAAAGCUUCCCACUUCGUUGAAGAAGGAAGAAAGGAAGUGGGCCCCACCUAAAUUCCUGCCGCACAAAUACGAUGUCAAACUGAAAAAUGAAGAUAAGAUCAUCAGCAACGUUCCAGCAGAUAGCUUAGUCCGUACAGAGCGUCCUCCCAACAAGGAGAUCCUGAGGUACUUCAUCCGUCACAAUGCGCUACGUGCUGGCACGUGUGAGAAUGCCCCAUGGGUUGUGGAGGAUGAGUUAGUGAAGAAGUACUCUCUCCCCAGUAAAUUCAGUGACUUCUUGCUUGACCCACAUAAGUAUAUGGCUCUUAAUCCCUCAACCAAGCGGAAGAGCUCUCGGUCACCUGAAAGAAAGCUUCCUAAGAAAUCCAAAGCAGAUGGAUCUUCACUGGGACAGCCACUGAGUCCAGCCCUAUGGUGUCAUGUGCAUUUGGAAAAAUCUGUAAUUGGCUCUCCGCUGAAGGUGAAGAACUCAAAGAACUCCAGUUGUCCUAAAGAGGAGCUGGAAGAGGUGAUGAAAAUUGUGUCACCUGCUAAACUUGGUUCUAACUUUCACAUUCCAAAGAGGAGCCGACUAGGAAAGGGCAACAACAAAUCCUUGGACAAAAAGCAAAGAGGCAAAAGGGUUCUGAAUGGGCAGAAGUCGUCGGGGAAGGCAAAGUCUCCUAGGAAAGGUUUGAAGACCCCCAAGAUGAAAAUGAAACAAAUGACACUGCUGGACAUGGCUAAAGGUACCGCUAAGGUGUCUAGGGCUCCUAGGAAUUCUGGAGGCACCCCUGGAUCUUCCAGGAAACCCCAGAAACAUCUGCCUCCUGCAGCGCUCCAUCUCAUUGCCUAUUACAAAGAAAACAAAGACCGGGAAGACAAAAAAAGUGCUCUUUCCUGCAUCAUCUCCAAGACAGCUCGGCUGCUUUCCAAUGAGGACCGUGCUCGUCUCCCCGAGGAUUUACGAGCGUUGGUACAGAAACGCUAUGAGCUCCUGGAACACAGGAAGAGAUGGGCCACCAUGACUGAGGAACAGCGGAAGGAGUACAUGAAGAAGAAAAGGGAAAAGCUGAAAGAGAAACUGAAGGAAAGAGCAAAGGAGCGGAAGGAGAAGGAGAUGAAGGAAAAACUGGAAAAACAGAGGAGAUUUGAGGACCAAGAUCUUAAAGGGAAGACACUGCCUACUUUUAAACUGGUUGAUACUCCAGAGGGACUUCCUAACACACUUUUUGGGGAUGUGGCCAUGGUGGUGGAGUUCCUGAGCUGUUACUCAGGGUUAUUGAUGCCAGAUGCUCAGUAUCCCAUCACAGCAGUGUCCCUGAUGGAAGCCCUUUGUGCAGAAAAGGGAGGCUUCCUGUACUUGAACAGAGUGCUGGUCAUCCUCUUGCAGACCCUGCUGCAGGAUGAAAUUGCUGAGGAUUAUGCUGAGCUGGGAAUGAAACUUUCUGAAAUCCCACUUACUCUGCAUUCCGCUUCAGAGUUGGUUCGCCUGUGCCUGCGCAAGUCAGAUGUGCAAGAGGAAAGUGAGGUCUCAGAUAAUGUAGAUGAAAGUAAGGAUUCAGCAGCUUUCGAGGAUAAUGAGGUACAGGAUGAGUUUUUGGAGAAACUGGAGACAUCGGAGUUCUUUGAGCUGACUCCUGAAGAGAAAUUGCGGAUCCUUGGAGCGCUGUGUCACCGCAUCCUAAUGACGUACUCGGUGCAGGACCAUGUGGAGGCCAAGCAGCAGGCCUCAGCUGAGCUGUGGAAAGAGCGCCUGGCUGUCCUGAAGGAAGAGAAUGACAAGAAGAGGGCAGAGAAACAGAAGCGAAAAGAAAUGGUGGCUAAAACCAAGGAGAAUGGGAAAGUAGAGCAUAUGAUGGGAAGGAAUGAAAAGAAAAAACACGAAAUUAUGAAAAUAGAGCACCGGGUGGAAAUUGAAGCCGAUGAUAUGAUCAGUGCUGUGAAGAGCAGGCGCCUUCUUGCCAUCCAAGCCAAGAAGGAGAGGGAGCAACAAGAAAUACAAAUGAGAGUGAGGAUGGAGAAAGAAGCAGAGGAAGAAAGAAUCCGGAGGCAUAAAGCUGCUGCUGAGAAAACUUUCCAGGAUGGAAUUGCCAAAGCCAAACUGGUGAUGCGCAGGACCCCAAUUGGCACUGACAGGAAUCACAACAGGUACUGGCUGUUUUCAGAUGAGGUUCCUGGCUUGUUUAUUGAGAAAGGCUGGGUACAUGACAGUAUAGACUACAGAUUUACCCUUCCCCAUCAGAAAAAGGAAGAUUUGAAGAAGGACUACAGCCCUGGAGAGAAGCGGAAGAGCACAGGCAGUGACAGCCGAGGGAACAAACUGCACCGCUCCAUGCCCACCACAGACCUGCCUGCUGAGACCACCACUCCCAAGCAGGGCCAGAACUUAUGGUUUCUCUGUGACAGUCAGAAGGAUUUGGAUGAGCUGCUGGAUUGCCUGCACCCCCAAGGAGUAAGGGAGAGCCAGCUCAAGGAGCGCUUGGAGAAAAAGUAUCAGGACAUCACACAUUCCAUCCAUUUGGCUCGGAAACAGAACUUGGGCCUCAAAUCUUGUGAUGGCAACCAGGAACUGCUGAACUACCUCCGGAGUGAUCUGAUUGAGGUUGCAACGCGGCUGCAGAAGGGAGGCCUGGGAUACGUUGAUGUGACACCAGAAUAUGAAGCAAAAGUGUACUCCCUGGGGAGCCUAAAGGAUUUUGGAGAGUGUGUGAUUGCGCUCCAGGCUGGUGUUGUUAAGAAGUUUCUGCAAGGUUUCAUGGCCCCUAAGCAGAAGAGAAGGAAACACCAAGGAGAGGAUCACAUUGCCAGGGCUGAGGAGAUAGAUGAAGACAAGAAAAUGGCAGAAGAAGCCAAGGUUGCUUCAGCCACGGAGAAAUGGAAGACAGCAAUCCGUGAGGCCCAGACCUUCUCCCGUAUGCAUGUACUGCUGGGAAUGCUGGAUGCCUGUAUCAAGUGGGAUAUGUCAGCAGAGAAUGCCAGAUGCAAGGUGUGUCGCAAGAAAGGUGAGGAUGACAAGCUGAUCCUGUGUGAUGAGUGUAACAAGGCCUUCCACCUGUUCUGCCUGCGGCCGGCACUCUAUGAAAUCCCAGACGGGGAAUGGCAGUGCCCAGCGUGCCAGCCUUCAACAGCCCGGCGCAGCUCACGAAGCAGGAACUAUGCAGAGGAUUCUGCUGAAGAUGAAGGUGAAGAAGGUGAGGAAGCUUCUGAUGAGCCGGAUGCUGAGGAGGAAGAGGAGGAGGAAGAAGACUAUGAAGUUGCUGGACUAAAAUUGAGGCCCAGGAAGGCAGCCCGGGCCAAGCAGGGCUCCAUGUACUCCUCGAGGCAGGGAAGGCACCAGAGGAAGAAGCAGACGCUGCACCCUGUGCGGGGACCCCGGCAGCGCACGGCACCUGUCAAUGGUGCAGACAUCGAUGAGCUGGUAAGAGCCGAACUUCUCCCUGGAGACCACUCACAUCCAGUUCUCUCCUUUUACCAACACCCUUUGUGUGGGCAGGUCCUUCAGACAAAGAGGACAGCGCGUCGCCAGAACCUUGAGCUGCAGAAGUGUGAGGAAAUCCUCAGCAAGCUGAUCAAGUACCGCUUCAGCUGGCCCUUCAGGGAGCCAGUGACCACGGAGGAAGCUGAAGACUACUUUGAGGUCAUCAGCAACCCCAUGGACUUCCAGACUAUGCAGAGCAAGUGCUCUUGCGGCAGUUACCGCUCUGUGCAGGAGUUCCUCUCCGACAUGAAGCAGGUGUUCUCCAAUGCCGAGCACUACAACCAGAAUGGGAGUCACGUACUGUCCUGCCUGGAGAAGACAGAGCAGUGUUUGAUUGACAUGGUGCACAAACACCUGCCAGGCCACACGUAUGCACGCAGGAAACGCAAGAAGCUCUCUGCCAGGUGCCAGGGACUGGAGGAGCAGGAAGGGGACAGUGAGUCAGAGCCCCUUGAACAUUCCCAGGGGCGGAAGAGAAAGAAAUGAGGGAUGGAGAGGCCAUGGGGAGAGCCAGAACUGGAGCAGGCCUUCUGGUGCUGCCAGGCAGUUGGAUGGGUUGUGUGUAGGGAGUUGAGAAGCAGCGGGCACUUCUCUAUUAAUCCAGCCUUCCCUUGGGCCCAUCCUAGUUUUAAUUUUUCUGCAAUUUCCUCAAGUGUUUGGUCAUCCAUUGAGUGGCAAUGACUUAAUGCUUCCUCCAAAAUCUACAAAGCUCUUCCUGAGUCUGUCCUGCCAGGAGGGGAAGGUGGGAGGGCAAGGGGAGGGCCUGGCCAAGCUUGGCUGGGCAGAGGAACACCAGCCUGCUCCAGCUCAGGCACUGUUGGUUUCCUGGAAUGAAUUGCUUCCUUGCCUCUGCAAGCAGCCAGGGCACGGUGGGGACCGUCUACUGCCAGUCAUGUGAGCACACCAGCCUCCAACUGGUGCAGGGGGGGGAUCGUGUUGCUCCACAGAAGAACUGGGUGCCAUCAGGCCAAUGGGCUAUUCAGGCUUGCCUGUAUAUAUUUAUAUGGUGUUAAUUCUGAGCCUGGGUUCUGGGCUGUGUGUGGCGAGCAAGCACUUAGGUGUACCGCGGUCUGGCUUUCACCAGCAUCCCAACACCACUGCUCCAAGGUGCUCCUGCUUUCCCCUCUCCUUGGGGAGCAGUCCCUGGAGGUCUCGGUCCAAGGAGGGCUCUGAGCUCAGCUCCCCACCUGUACAUGUCAAGAGGAGGCUCCCUGCUCCCCUGGACCUGCAUGCCAUCAUGCAGCCCUGUUGAGUGCCAGCAGCAAACUGGAGUGUGAGUGUCUGCGCAGCCCAAGGAGAGCUCCAAGGCCAGGGGAGAAGCAGAAAUGUGCUGUGUAACUUUUUAAAUUAAUUUUUUAGUUGAAAGUGGCUUCGUUUCUAGCUGUGAUCUUGUACAAAGAACACCUGUAAGAUACCCUUGUCUUGCUUUGGCACAUGUACAGUUUAUAUAAAAUCGUGUUUGCUGUAGAUUUUCCCCCUCUUUAAAACUCAUUUUCCUACCAGUAGCAGGAGUUACAUCGGGGACUUUGCGGGGCAAGAGGGAGAUCCUAGUCUCUCUCAGCCACACACUCACGACAUUUCAUAGUAACACCCUUUCUCCUGUGCCAUAGCCCAGCAUCAGCUCCUGCUGCCCCAGAUGCUGACUUUUCCCUAAGAAAAGGGUUUGUUUUCUCAUUCUCUCUUCCUCUCCAUCAUGACAGAUUUGGAUCAUACAAUCAGGGCUUGAACUUCUUAUGCCAGAAUUGUUUGAUGUGGAAUAAAAGGGCCAUGGGGCUGUUCAGUGCUGGUUUUGUAACAGAAAAGCAGAAGCAGCUGUUGUAGCUCCUGGGAUUUGAGAAGAAAAGAAUAAUCAAUUACAAAUUUCAGCCUAGUUUUGUGAAUGUUUUAGGUUUGGGUUUUUUUUUUUUAAUGGGUACUUGUUUUCAGUUCUGGACUGGCAAUGACUGCAGAUGAGGCAAGUUUCCAGCCCCUUCCCUCUCCUCAGCCUCACUCCCUGCCCCACAGAAUAGCACUGACAUUUGUAUCUCACACGUCCCUUCAGAGGCUGUUUUGUCUUGUUUCCUAGAGAUCAUUUCCUACAGGUCCUACACGGUGGAACCUUUGGAACUGCAAGUUUUCUAAAAAUCAGUGUCAUUUGGGGGGAGGGGGUUUCUGCAAAGGGCUGUACUUGUAAUAAAUUGGAAACUUAAGAAUAAACAUUAUGUACUUGUGUUUGUAAA